Wallemia ichthyophaga EXF-994 is the source of this 2502-nucleotide messenger RNA. Its product is annotated as Protein transport protein sec1. Gene Ontology annotation, molecular function: syntaxin binding. Lineage: Eukaryota; Fungi; Basidiomycota; Wallemiomycetes; Wallemiales; Wallemiaceae. The transcript is spliced from 2 exons. The record is from RefSeq and is a predicted model, not a curated record. Gene Ontology annotation, biological process: intracellular protein transport; vesicle-mediated transport. Bases 1 to 2502 code for a protein of 833 amino acids. Gene Ontology annotation, cellular component: plasma membrane; secretory granule.
AUGCCUUUAAGUGAGAUAUUACAACUAUCAAUCACUCAAAUAGUAUUAUUGGAAGAUAUCGUUAACAAUUACAAUGAAAAUGGAUUCGAUAAAAUAUUCUUUAUUCUCCCAACAACCCAUUCAAUUGAUAGGGUCAUUAGGUGCAUCUCCCAAUCACCAUAUCAGAAUCACUUAUACCUCCUUGACUCCCUUUCAAAAUCACUUGAAUUUAAAAUAAUCAACAGUGGUGUUAUACCAAAGCUAGUAACUCUCAAGGAAAUCCCUUUGAACUACACUAUAGUUGAAUCACGGGCUUUCUCUACAAAUCAACCCAGUGCAUUUCACAGUUACUACUCACAACCAACCAACUACCCUUCAAGUGAAUUACAAGUGGCCCUAACUGUUAAAUCCCUUGAGAAUAUCCUACUCGCUCUAAACAUCCACCCAAUCAUCUUAUACCAGAAUUCUAUCAACGGUGUUGGCACCUAUGCAACUCCAGUUACCUCAACGGGCAACUACCUCAACUCAAACCCUUCCCCUCCAAUCCCAAAGAAAUCCUCUUGGAAAUCCUCCUUCUCUUCCUCUCAAAAGGGUUCUGGCGUGGCGAGAAGAGUUGCUGUGGCUCUGUCCAAACAACUAACCCAGAUCAAGCGCGACAACCACGACUUUGGUCUGGCUAACUCAGCAACCAACCCUACCCUCCUCAUCACUGAUCGUACUCUAGACCUCGCGCUCCCCCUUCUCCAUAACUUCUCCUACCAAUCCCUCACAAACGAUCUGCUCACACAACGCUCCCUUGACUCUUGUUCUAUUCCACCCAUUUUCUCCUACAAAUCCAGCCAAUCACAAGGUCUCACCAAGCAACACCCCUUAUCCGACUACUCUGACUCUAUCUGGUGUGAUAUCCGUCACCUUCACCUAAAAGAUGCUAUUGACAAAGUGGGUGAGUUAGCCCGUCAGGCAGAAAGAGCAGAUCAGGACCUAAAGAAUGCAAGUGGUUUGGAUGGUCUGAGGGGUAUGUUAGCUGGGUUGACAGAUCACGCCGACAUAAAAGACAAGGCGUACAUCCACACCACUCUCUCCGACCAGCUUAUGGGUGAGGUGAACAAUCGCAACCUCAUGCAAGUCUCAGACGUCGAGCAAUGCUGCGCGACUGGUCUAACCGCCGAUAAUCGCACACCUCGCCAUCUCAUAGAACAGAUGGUACCUCUCCUCGACCACCCCACUCUCCUCAACCGCGACAAAAUUCGCAUCAUUGCUCUCUACAUUCUCUUCAAAGAUGGCGUCAGCGAUGAGGAUAAGAGGAGGCUCUACCAGCAUGCUCGGUUGGCUCCAAAUGACCACAAAGCCAUCGAUAACCUUGUCUAUAUAGGUGUGCGCGUCAACAAAAAUGAUAGCGAGCAGCAAGCAUUCAGGCGAUACAAAUACAAGGGCAAGUCGGACGACGAUGCGUACGAUACGAGCAGAUAUAUCCCCGCACUCAAAACCACCCUCACCGAUCUAAUACACGGCAAGCUCGACACGGGUGUCUUUAGCAGGCUGGAUGGGGUGGAGGAGGGUGGUGGUGCUGAUGCGUCAGGAGACUCUCUUAAACCACCUUCUGGUAAUGGCAGUGGCAGCAGCAACCUCAGUCUACGCUCCUCAAAUUCUCACUCACGGCCUCGCAACGCUCCUCACUCUCAAUCCCACCCCGCUACUAGCUCUUCAUCUCCCUCCUCACUCUCAACCACACCAGCGCCCUCCCAAGGCAGCCUGCGCUCAGCUCGCGCGACCUGGGCAUCUGCCUCGCGUAGUGCGUCCUACGUGAGUGGAGGGGGCGGGAGUGGUAGUGUGGAAGGCAAUACGAAUGCCAACGCCAGCGUGAAUGGAAAUGGUGGAUCAACCCGCGGUCUUACCCCAACACAAAACACACAACAAACCCGCAACAAAAUUCUCGUUUACGUCUGUGGUGGUAUGACAUAUAGCGAGGUGCAGAGUGUUUAUGAGGUUUGUGAAACACACCAGCGGGAUGUAUUGAUAGGAUCUACCGACAUACUAACCCCAACACGCUUCCUCGACAACGUGCGCAAUCUCGACACGGGGUAUGUGUAUGGAGAGGGUGCGUCGUCGUUAGCUACUGCCAAUGACGCGCAGAAGACAUUCGCGGGUACUUCCACCGCCUUAAAUAAACCUGACCGAUAUAUGCACGACCCGCACUCGCAACUCUCGGAUAAAAAUAGACAGGAGACUCCUGAUCUCUCCCCUGAACAGGCACAACAUCGCUACUUGGCUAACCUCCAACAGGGUUACGAUCGCAAGUAUUGGAGUGAUGAAGUUAAGCCUGCACUUCCACCCACCCCAGUCGACGAUAUAAACAAGGAUAAGGCGAGACAGCCUGAGAAGAAAGAUAAAGACAAGAAAUCUGAGAAGAAAGACGACAAGAAACUCAGGAAAGAGCAGAAGGAAAUUGAUAAAGUCAUGGCUAAGCAGCACGAAGCUGAGCGCAAGAAGGAGAAGAAGUGGGGGAUGAAGGGGUGGUUCUGA